UUGACCUCAUGAUCCACCUGCCUCGGCCUCCCAAAGUGCUGGUAUUAUAGGCGUGAGCCACCGCGCCCGGCCCCAAAAAAUUUUUAAAAAUUCACUGGGUGUGGUGGUACUCACCUAGAGUCCCAGCUACUUGGGAGGCUGAUGUGGAGGACCCCUUGAGCCCAGGAGUUUGGGCUGCAUGAGCUGUGAUCCCACCUCUGCACUCCAGCUUGCCUGUGGGAGCAACAGCAUUUCCAAAAAAGAAAAACAAAAAAAAACCGAAACCAAGUAAUAAUGACAAGUUGUGAGCAGUGUUUAUUGGGUGCUUACUGUGUGCUGGGCAGUGCUCUCUGAACUUGGUAUUAACUAUUUUAGGGUUUACAAUAACCCCGUAUGGUACUGUUGUCAUCCGCAUUUGAGACAUGAGAGAAUGGAAGCAGAGAAAGAUUUAUCCGUUUACCCAAAGUCACAGGGCUGGGAACUGGAAGAGCUGGGAUUUGAGUUGGGUGUGUCUGUCUUUUUACCAUAAACAAUUGGCAUCAUCAGUCAGAAUCUUUUCUUUUUUUUGAGAUGAAGUCUUGCUCUGUUGCCCAGGCGUCAUCUUGGCUCACUGCAACGUCUGCCUCUGCCUCCAGGGUUCAAGAGAUUCUCCCUCCUCAGCCUCCUGAGUAGCUGGGAUUACAGGUGCACACCACCACGCCCGGCUGAUUUUAGGCUGGUCUCAAACUCCUGACCUCAUGAUCCGCCCACCUCACCCUCCCAAAGUGCUGGGAUUACAUGCAUGAGCCACUGUGCCCCACCUUUUUUUUUUUUUUUUUGAGAUGGUAUAUCACUCUGUCACCCAAGCUGGAGGUCAGUGGCUCAAUCUUGGCCCACUGCAGCCUCAGCCUCCCAAGUGACUGGGAUUACAGGUGCCUGCCACCACGCCUGGCUACUUUUUGUAUUUUUGGUAGAGACAGGGUUUCCCCAUGUUGCCCAGGCUGGUCUCGAACGCUUCACCUCAGGUGAUCUGCCUACUAGGCCUCCCAGAGUGCUGGGAUUACAGGUGUGAGCCACCGCUUUGGCCUUUCAGUCAGAAUCUAUUUUGGCUCUAAGAGACAGAAACCUCCUGCCAAUAACAGCGGUGGGAAUACCGUAUUUCUCUGUGAGCCUCAGGGCUCAGGCGGAGUCCCCUGCAAUCCUGUCACUGCCAUCCUCCUGCAUGGCUUUUAUGUCACAGCCCAUGGUGGCUGCUGCAGCCCCAGCCUUUACACCUGCAUCCCAUGUAGCAACAUGUGAGAACGGCUGGAGAGGGGCAGCCUCUCUACCUUUAAUGACAAGUCUUGGCUGGGCACAGUGUCUCCUGCCUAUAAUCCCAGCACCUUGGGAGCCUGAGGCAAGUGGAUCACGAGGUCAGGAGUUGGAGACCAGCCUGGCCAAGAUGGUGAAACCCCGUCUCUACUAAAAAUACAAAAAUUAACUGGGCAUAGUGGUGGGGGCCUAUAAUCUCAGCUACUUGCGAGGCUGAGGCAGAGAAUUGCUUGAACUUGGGAAAUGGAGGUUGCAGUGAGCCAAGAUCGCACCACUACACCCCAGCCUGGGGUGACAGAGCAAGACUCUGUCUCAAAAAAAAAGACAAGUCUCAGAAGUCUUUCUUUUCUUUUUUUCAUAUAUACGCACACACCUAUACACAUACAUACAUAUAUACACGCACAUGUACACAUACACACAUAUACACGCACAUGUACACAUACACACACACACACACACACACACGUAUAUGUAUGUUACGUUCAGUGGAGAUUGGUUCUCACUGCAGUGAGCCUGGCCUAAUGUGGUCCUUCUGCUUCAGCCUUCCAAAGUGCUGGGAUUACAGAUGUGAGCUACCACGCCUGGCCCAUUACUAUUAUUUUCAGAUAGUUCUGAUUCAGACUCUGCUUCUCCGUUUUCUUGCCUAUAAAUCAGGGAGAACACCCACUUCCUGGGGCGGAUGGAGGGCUGAUGAGUUGGGUAUGUCAGUGAAGUCAGGAGCUCAGAGCUGCUCAGAUCUUCCUGGUCUUCUCAAGCCCAGGGUCUCAGAACACAGUCACAUGACCGGGUCUGUCUGCAGGGGAGGCUGGGAAAUUACGUGACAAACAAAAAUGAGGCACCCCAUUCAGGAAGGAGGAGGCGUGAUGUCGGAUGGCCCCGAUUCCUCCUGUGUCCUGGGUGUUCCCUGGAAGACUGGGGAGGCGCUGGCAUUGGGUGACCGCCUCUGACUCUGUGACCCACCCAGAGUCGUCAGGUGGAAUGCUAUGGAAUAUGAUGAGAAGCUGGCCCGCUUCCGGCAGGCCCACCUCAACCCCUUCAACAAGCAGUCGGGACCAAGACAGCAUGAGCAGCGCCCUGGAGAGGAGGCCCCGGACGCCACACCUGAAGAGGCCCUGCCGGAGCUGCCCCCUGCAGAGCCAGAGUUCCGCUGCACUGAGCGCGUGAUGGAUCUGGGCCUGUCUGAGGACCACUUCUCCCGCCCUGUGGGUCUGUUCCUGGCCUCUGAUGUCCAGCAGCUGCAGCAGGCGAUCGAGGAGUGCAAGCAGGUGAUCCUGGAGCUGCCCGAGCAGUCGGAGAAGCAGAAGGAUGCUGUGGUGCGGCUCAUCCACCUCCGGCUGAAGCUCCAGGAGCUGAAGGACCCCAACGAGGAUGAGCCAAACAUCAGAGUGCUCCUGGAGCACCGCUUCUACAAGGAGAAGAGCAAGAGCGUCAAGCAGACCUGUGACAAAUGCAACACCAUCAUCUGGGGGCUCAUUCAGACCUGGUACACCUGCACAGGGUGUUAUUACCGCUGUCACAGCAAGUGCUUGAACCUCAUCUCCAAGCCCUGUGUGAGCUCCAAAGUCAGCCACCAAGCCGAAUACGAACUGAACAUCUGCCCUGAGACCGGGCUGGACAGCCAGGAUUACCGCUGUGCCGAGUGCCGGGUGCCCAUCUCUCUGCGAGGUGUGCCCAGCGAGGCCAGGCAGUGUGACUACACUGGCCAGUACUACUGCCACCACUGCCACUGGAACGACCUGGCCGUCAUCCCCGCACGCGUGGUGCACAACUGGGACUUCGAGCCUCGAAAGGUAUCCCGCUGCAGCAUGCGCUACCUGGCGCUGAUGGUGUCUCGGCCUGUGCUCAGGCUUCGUGAGAUCAACCCUCUGCUGUUCAACUACGUGGAGGAGCUGGUGGAGAUUCGAAAGCUGCGCCAGGACAUCUUGCUCAUGAAGCCGUACUUCCUCACCUGCAGGGAGGCCAUGGAGGCUCGUCUGCUGCUGCAGCUCCAGGAUCGGCAGCAUUUUGUGGAGAACGACGAGAUGUACUCUGUCCAGGACCUCCUGGAUGUGCAUGCUGGCCGCCUGGGCUGCUCGCUCACCGAGAUCCACACACUCUUCGCCAAGCACAUCAAGCUGGACUGCGAGCGGUGCCAGGCCAAGGGCUUUGUGUGUGAGCUCUGCAGAGAGGGCGACGUGCUGUUCCCGUUCGACAGCCACACGUCCGUGUGCACCGACUGCUCCGCCGUCUUCCACAGGGACUGCUACUAUGACAACUCCACCACAUGCCCCAAGUGUGCCCGGCUCAGCCUGAGGAAGCAGUCGCUCUUCCAGGAGCCAGGUGCUGACGUGGAGGCCUAGGGCUAAGGAGGAGUGCCAGGCACCCGCCUGGCCCACCGGGACCUACCCCACCAACGUCAAGUUGUUCGUUCUACUCUGGAGACCCCUGGGGUGCGACCCCAGGACCCAUUCGCCCCAGCGGGGCCAGAGUGGGUGGGCAUUGUCAAGGACUGUGGUCUCCCAUGUGCAUUCGGGGACUCGGGGUGGCCACACCUGGCUGCACUCCUGGGAGGGGUCCUUACGUGGCCCCCACCCUUCCCCAGUGCAGGACUCCCUGGGCAGGGAGUUGGGGGUACAUCUCACCUCCCUCAUGGCACAGAGCCCUCCACACCCCUAGACCAGGACAUCUGGGCCCUAGAGAUUUCACAGCUCCCCUUCUGGCCUUCCUGGAAACUCGUCAGGCCAAGACCCCAAGAGGGCUUCUAAGGAGACGUGAGGACGUGGCUCCACCACCCAGCCCAGGGCCGUUUCCCACGAAGUGGGUUUCCGCUUUGCCUGGAGGCUCCAUCCUUUCCAGCCACGCGCCUUCUUGGGGGCUUCUGGUUGUCCCCAGCUAGGGCUGUUCAUAGCUGUCACCUGUAGACCCGCCUCUACCCGGGGCCUGAGGGUCUAAGGCCCCACUGCGUGGUCAGCCCAGUGGGUCACCUGUUGUUUCUGUAGAACAGCAGGGAAGCGGGCCGUGGAGCUUUUCCCUGCUGGGUGCUCCUGCCUUGGCCCAGCCCACCUUUGCUGGUGCUCUAAGCUAGCAGGCCGUGGGGCCUCCUGAGGAGGAUGUCCUGGCCUCCAGGUGUGGAGCAGGGACUGUGUCUGCAGGAAGUUCCAGGUUAGACAAUGGGAUCCUAUAGUGCUUCCUCGUGGCAUUUCUUGGAACCAAAUCUGCCUGGAGGAGCUGUGUCCUGCUGCCUGUGGAGAGCUCUGGGUGGCUUGGAAACCACCUGCCAGUGGCCUUUUCUUGGGGGCCUGAGGUCAAGAGCUGAGAAUAUUUGCUCAUCUCAGCCCAUUCAGGAAGAUCAGGGGAGAGGGGUGUGGGAGGCCCCUUAUGCCGCAGGACAGAGGCCCCUGGGCAGCUGAGCGCCUGCAGCCCUGGGUGUGGGGUGGGAGGCCCCUUAUGCCACAGGACAGAGGCCCCUGGACAGCUGAGCGCCUGCAGCCCUGGGUGUGGGGUGGGAGGCCCCUUAUGCCACAGGACAGAGGCCCCUGCACAGCAGAGCGCCUGCAGCCCUGGGUGUGGUGGGGAGGCCCCUUAUGCCACAGGACAGAGGCCCCUGCACAGCAGAGCGCCUGCAGCCCUGGGUGUGGGGUGGGAGGCCCCUUAUGCCACAGGACAGAGGCCCCUGCACAGCAGAGCGCCUGCAGCCCUGGGUGUGGUGGGGAGGCCCCUUAUGCCACAGGACAGAGGCCCCUGCACAGCAGAGCGCCUGCAGCCCUGGGUGUGGGGUGGGAGGCCCCUUAUGCCGCAGGACAGAGGCCCCUGGACAGCAGAGCGCCUGCAGCCCUGGGUGUGGGGGGGAGGCCCCUUAUGCCGCAGGACAGAGGCCCCUGGACAGCAGAGCGCCUGCAGCCCUGGGUGUGGGGGGGAGGCCCCUUAUGCCGCAGGACAGAGGCCCCUGGACAGCAGAGCGCCUGCAGCCCUGGGUGUGGGGACACAUGGCUUUGCUGUGUGCACUUAACAGACCCUGUGGUCCAUGAGGGGCCUCGGGAGAGGACAUUUUGGAACAUGGCUUCCCAGCCUUCUGCCCUGGGAAGUGGGGGUGCUCCUGUCUGUCCUUUUUGGGGAGUGGUGGGUGAGGGGUGACAUGGGUCCCACACCCUGGACUGUGCUUGGCUGCUGGUGCACAUGGUGGGCAGAGGGCAGAGAAUAUCACUGCUUGGUAGUUGUUCCCUUUGACCAGGAAGCCCAAGAGAAGACACCUUAGCCGUCAGAAAGGCCACACAGCUCAAGGGCUCAUUCAGUGAGCCUCCUCUGUCCCCUCCGUCAUCAGGAAGGGGUGGUGUCCUCUCCCCACUGUGGUGGCUUCAGGCAAGGUUCUUACUGUCUGCUCUGCCUCGGUUUCCCCAUCUGGAAAAUGGGGGCAGGGGUACUGACCUACCUCAGGAGGAAUGGUGAGCAGGGAACAUGCUGGAGUCCCUUAUAGAGUGUGCUGUGAGGUUGGGUUCCUGUCUGGCUUCCCCUUCCUCCUUGGGGCUGAGGAGGGAGUGAAAGGCCAAAUGCUGUUUCCCGACACCCCUCAGUCUGCACACGCCUCGUGCAUCACGUUUCUGUCAUAUGGUGUCAGCCAUUCUGAAGUACGUGUACUCAGCAUCACAUUAUUCGAGUAACACAUCACUGUGUCCAUAGAAAACUGUGCUGGCGUUUGCUGGACAAAACUCCCACCCAGCAUCUCCCCCACCUGCGCGUUCUGGGUGACACAGUCUCUAAACAGAAUCACGUGUGGGUUUCUCUGAGUCCACAGCACAGCAGGAAGAGCCCAGCAAGGACCCAGUCUGCACCUCCAGCACCUCGCGGAAGGCCACAGCGUGGGACCCAGCUGGCCUGUAACUGCUGCUGUCACUGUCUCAUUAAAUAUGUGUCCUUUA
Messenger RNA from Callithrix jacchus (white-tufted-ear marmoset), 6164 nucleotides. RefSeq names its product differentially expressed in FDCP 8 homolog (gene DEF8). Lineage: Eukaryota; Metazoa; Chordata; Mammalia; Primates; Cebidae. The record is from RefSeq and is a predicted model, not a curated record.